This is a messenger RNA of Solanum lycopersicum (tomato), 831 nucleotides long. RefSeq names its product methylketone synthase IIc (gene MKS2c). The record is from RefSeq and is marked validated. NCBI's taxonomy places the organism in Eukaryota, Viridiplantae, Streptophyta, Magnoliopsida, Solanales, Solanaceae. Gene Ontology annotation, cellular component: chloroplast. Gene Ontology annotation, molecular function: fatty acyl-[ACP] hydrolase activity.
AACUAAUUUCCCAAACUUGCAUUUUCCUUCUCUUCUAGUUCUAAGAUUUUUCAUCAAAUGUCUCAUUCGUUCAGCAUUGCACCCAACCUAAUGUCGCUGAAUCAUCGGUCACCGCCGUCUACAAUUCCGGUCAUCCCUCACCGGCAACUCCCGCUCCCAAAUUUACGAUUAUCGUCCUGUAAAUCGAGGGGUUUUGAAGCUUAUAAUGCGUUCGAUCUCAAAGGUACCCAACGAAUGAGUGAUCAGGUCUAUGACCAUGACGUUGAACUCACAGUCAGGGACUAUGAGUUGGAUCAGUUUGGUGUUGUAAAUAAUGCUACGUAUGUAAGUUAUUGUCAACAUUGUUGUCAUGAGUUUCUAGAAAAAAUUGGUGUUAGUGUUGAUGAAGUAACGCGAAAUGGUGACGCAUUAGCAGUAACAGAGCUCUCAUUUAAGUUUCUUGCACCACUAAGGAGUGGAGAUAGAUUCGUGGUGAGGGCGCGAUUAUCCCACUCUACAGUAGCUCGAUUGUUUUUCGAGCAUUUCAUCUUCAAGCUUCCAGAUCAAGAGCCUAUAUUGGAGGCAAGAGGAAUAGCAGUGUGGCUCAAUAGAAGUUACCGUCCUAUUCGAAUUCCGUCAGAGUUCAAUUCAAAAUUUGUUAAGUUCCUUCACCAGAAGAGUUGCGGUGUACAACAUCGUCUCUAGACCCUACUCGUAGAAUUACAUUGUUAUUAUUUCUGAAUUUAGUGCUUGUAAUGUCUAACCACAUUUGAUCUUUCAAUUAAUUUGAAAUGUGCAAUAUUAAUGUCUUUACUUGUGACUUGUCAAUAAUAACAUGACCAUCGUUGGUAA